Messenger RNA from Phyllotreta striolata, 5238 nucleotides. NCBI's taxonomy places the organism in Eukaryota, Metazoa, Arthropoda, Insecta, Coleoptera, Chrysomelidae. The record is from the annotation of a GenBank genome assembly.
AUGAGUAAAAACCUACAAACACCUACGAAAUUAACAGAAUUCGGGCCGAUACAAGCGGAGGACCCCAAACCGGCGAGCGUCAGCCAAUUUUUGGCCAAUUUUUUCUGGAAGAAAACCAGCUCGGAGGACCCCAAUGGGGACAAAUCGGACGCCACGAGCGACAAUCUACCUUCUUGGGCCGUCGAGACGGCCUCCAACUCCCCCAAUCAACCGGACGCCCCGGCUUCGAACGUGUACGAAGUGGAUUUAAACGAAGGCAGGAGCUUGCCCAACGUCUUGAAGAGAAUCAGCAAUCUUCUAGCCCUCAAAAGCAGCAACCUGCAGGACUACAGCGAAACGGAAUUGAAGCAGUACUGGAUGCCGGACUCGGUGAGCAAGGAAUGCUACGAGUGCUCGGAGAAAUUCACCACCUUCCGCCGACGCCACCAUUGCAGGGUGUGCGGCCAGAUAUUCUGCUGGCAAUGCUGCAGCCAGCAGAUCCCCGGGAAGAUAUUCGGUUGCACCGGGGAACUACGCGUGUGCACGUACUGCUGCAAAGUGGUCUUGUCCUACUUACAAUCGUCGGAUUUCAACGUCGUCUUGUCCAACGAUCUGAAGAUGUUGCAGGAGAGCCUGCAGGUUAAAUUCGGAGUAGUUUCCACCAAAUCAUUGGAAGACAACACCUCGAGAACAUCUUCUGCGGAUAAGGAAGGUUGCGGUAAUAAGAAGAAGAAUUCGGUGUGUUACCAGGAAGAGAAGUUCUUCUACGAGAACUCGAACGCGAGUUAUCUAUCGAACGAAGAGAAAUCCAGAGCCUUGAGGAAUUCGACGUCGUUGAGGAACUUGUACGAAGAGAUAGCGGCGGGCGUGCAAUUCGAAACGCACCGAUACAAACAGAAGACCUACGGCGAUUGCGCCCAGGGCUCCGACCUCGUCGAUUGGCUGAUAUUCCAGAACAAAUCCAAAAAUCGCGUGCAAGCGUCGGCCAUGUGCCAGGCCCUGCUCGAAGCCGGCUACAUCGAAAGCCUCUCCGAUCCCACCAAUUUCAUCGACGGCUACGCCUUCUAUCGCAAGAAACUCAUCAACUAUCCGGAGCUCUCUUCGUCCGGAACAGACUUCGACGUGCAGUACAGCGAAGAGCCCCAUUGGGUGCAGCAGAUACCCCACGAUUCCAACAUAACAGAUUCGGACAGCGAGCAAAUCGUCGGUGUGACAGAAAUGAGAUCUUCUUCUUCGUAUAUGCUGGAUUUAAACGUGGAAGCGAACACCGUGUAUUUGUCGAGGCCUUUGAACGAAUACAAUCAACAAGUCGAGCAGGCCGAGCAGCCCGAAGUGAAAGAGACCGAUGUGGUUCGGCCGUCGAAGCAAGUCGAAGUCGCGCCCGAAUCGGGUUGGUUUAACGCGUCGCAUUUGCGCGAAGAAAACGGCGAGAAACUGGCGUACACCGUACUACAACGAACGUUCGAACAACACAAGACGGCGUUGUUCAAGCAAAUCCUACGAUCGAAAGGUCUCUCGUACGCCUGGUCUUCGACCGUUCAGGACGUGCUGCAACGACUCAUCGGCCUCGUACGACCAGAUAAAAACCACGACGCCAUCGACUUGGACAUCAGGCACUACGUCCGAUUCAAGACGCUCCCGGGCGCUUCGAAAGCGGACACCGCCCUCGUCGAAGGCAUCGUGUGCAGCAAAAACGUCGCCCACAUCGACAUGAAAACCGACAUCGACCACCCGAGGAUCCUCCUCCUGCAAUGCUCCGUCGUCUACCAGCGCACCGAAGGUCGCUUGAUGUCCCUCGAACCCAUCCUCAUGCAGGAGUACGAGUACCUGCGCAACGUGGCGGCGCGCAUCGUCGCGCUGCGACCGCACGUCGUGCUCGUGCAGAAGAACGUGUCGCGCUUGGCGCAGGAGAUGCUGCGCAGGCGCGACGUCACGCUCGUCAGGAACGUGAAGCGCAGCGUGAUGGAACGCUUGGCGCGGUGCACCGGCGCCGAUUUGGUGACGGCCGUCGACGCGCACAUCGGCCGGCCCGAAUUGGGCACCUGCGCCAGGUUCUACGUGCGGAACUACAAGACCGAUCGAGGUAAAUUGAAGACUCUGAUGCACUUCGAAGGGCUGCCGGGCGCCCAUUUGGGCGCCACCGUGCUGUUGAGGGGCGCCGCCGAGGAGGAGCUGAAGAAGGUGAAGGAGGCGGCCGAGUUGAUGUUGUUCGCUUCGUACAACUGGCGGUUGGAGUUGUCGUUUUUGAUGGACGAGUUCGCCGUGCCCGCCAACGCCGAGGGGUUUCUCGACGAUAGUCCGGAGGACGGGGAGGUCAAGGUGGUUCCGUCUACGGAAACCGAGCAGGCGAGGAAAAUCGACCGACCCGCCAUCAAGCGGUUCGUCAAAGACGAGAAAACGCUCGUCGACGACUUCACCGAUCCGCUGCACUCGGCGCAGGCGCACCAGCCCGCCGCCGGCGGCCCGUCGGAGACGCUCUCCGUCGCCCGAUUGCCGUUCGCCGACGGCUUCAAGAAGCACCUCGACGACGUCGUCCUGUGCGUCUCGCCGCACGUCGUCGUGCCGCCGCCCUAUCUGGAAACGGAGGCGGGCAAGCGGUGCUCGAUGCGCCGCUUCUUCCCCGACUGUCUCUACUACAGCCGCUCGUUCGAAUCCGCCGCCAAAACCAAACGCAAGGGGGCGCUCGACGGGCGCGCCAUCGCGCCGGAAAAUCGCGAUAAAUCGGUGAAGGCCCUCCACCCGUUUCUGGCAGCGAAGUUGACGAUGGGCGUCGAAGAGGCGCCGGUGCAGGACCUGCUGGCGCAUUUCCGCGCCUGCGGCGGUCGCUACGCCAAAAAGGAGACCAUUCGCGUGGAGAAGGCCCGCGCCGAGGCGGCGCCCUUCGAAGAAUCCGAGGCGAACCACAAGGACGUUUUGGAUCCCGUCCAUCAUCAGAGAUUGGCCGUGUUGUUUUGCAGCUACAGCACCGAAUCGAACAACGCGCCCGCCUUUUGCGUCAAUCCUUGGAUAGUCUACAUGGACUUCUACGGUCGCAACGACAUCCCGUUGGGCUGCUUCCUCGAGCGCUACUGCUUCCGCCCGAGCUACGAGUGCCCGUCGCUGACGUGCGACACGCCGAUGGCCGGCCACGUGCGCAAGUUCGUCCACAACGCCGGCUGCGUGACCGUCGGUCUCAAUCACUUCGAUCAGGCGUUCGCCGACGACGGCGUGUGCACGUGGACUUGGUGCACGGGGUGCCAGACGGUGUCGCCCAUCGCUACUCUCUCGGCCGAUUCGUGGUCCUAUCCGUUCGCCAAAUACCUGGAGAUCAAGUUCUACGGGGACGCGUACGGGCGGCGCGGCCCGGCCGGUUGCUCGCACAGCCUGCACCAGGACCACUACCAGUAUUUCGGUUACAAGAACUACGUGGCGACGUUCAAAUACACCGCGAUAACCAUAUGGGAAAUAUCGCUGCCUCCUAGAUCGAUAGAAGUGCAUUUGGACAGCGGUAAAUUGCACCGGCAACUUGUCGACGACGUGAAAUCGACCGCUCAGAAAGGCCACGAUUUCUUCGUGUCGAUCUCGGAGAAAUUAAAGGCCGAAGAAACGGAACUGAACGGAAGUCUGAGGCAGAUUUUGGCCAAGGAACAGGCGAAUUUCAAGCAGUCGAUCGACGAUUUGCAGAUGAAACUGACGUCGCCGUCGUUGGAACGGAAACCGUUCGACGAGAAAGAGGUCCAUUUGUCCUAUUGGAAACUAUCCGAUACUCUAACGAGAUUGAAAAGGAGCCUAGUCGAAAUCGUAGAGAUGUGGAACGGCCGUUUGAGCGACUUUAUCACCAGGAAAAAGGAUAGCAACGAUAAAAAAAAGGAGAAAACCGAGGAUAGCACCGAAAUUCAAAUUUCUUCCGAAGAAAAAGAAACCAAAAAAAUACCAAACGAUUAUACCGAGAGCGAAUCCUGCACAUCUUCGAUAGAAAGCUGCCAAAACGAAAACACUACAAACAACCAACCCGCCGAAGAUUCCACGGACGGUAAGAAAGAAACCGAUAAAAAAACCGUCAAGAACAUCCUAUCGAAUCUUCUACAACUGCCCAGCAAUUCCAAUUCGCUACCGGCCCCGUUUCCCCUAAACGAGCACUACCUCGCCGAUUCCUCCAUACCGGUCGUGGUGAUUGAAAACGAGCCGAGCUCCAUAGUCGCUUACACGCUCGCGUCGCAGGAAUACGCCAAACUCCUGGACGAAUUGACCAGCAGGAAGACCCACGGCGAUUCCUUCGGCAGUCCAUCGACGAAGAGAAAGCUCCCCGUCAACGCGGAUAAAGAUAAAUUAGAUAACAGCUCCGAACAGCACCAGCAGGAGGCGCAGCAGCAGCAGCAGGACGACGCGAAGAAGGCGCGCAAGGCGCACGUCGAGGUCCAAUUCCAGGACGGCAACAGCAAUUUCUUCUGUCGCGCCUACAUGGCUCAGGAAUUCGCCGAGCUCAGACGGGCCGUGCUCAGCACCGGCGAAGAGGGCUACGUCAGAUCGCUGUCGCGGUCCGCCCAAUGGGACGCGAGGGGCGGCAAGUCCGGCUCGAAUUUCUCCAAAACCACCGACGAUCGCUUCGUGCUGAAGGAGAUGUCGAAGACGGAGGUGCAUCUGUUCCUCGAAUCUUGUUCGAAUUACUUCGGCUACGUGCACAGGUGCCAAUCGAGCGGGCAGCCGACGCUGUUGGGCAAGAUAUUGGGCGUCUAUCAGAUCGUGUUCAAGAACAGCUCGAACGUGCCCUAUCGUUCGAACGUGUUGGUGAUGGAGAAUCUGUUCUACGGCCGCAAGUCGUUGCAAAAGUUCGAUUUGAAGGGUUCGAUGCGCAACAGGCUGGUGACGCCCGAUCGCCAGAGCGACGAGAUCGUUUUGUUGGACGAGAAUCUGAUGAAAAUGACCUGCGAAUCGCCAUUGUACGUUCUACCGCAUUCCAAAGCCGUCUUGAUGAGCGCCAUCCAAAGCGACACCGAAUUCCUUUCCACGCAAUCGGUGAUGGAUUAUUCCCUGCUGGUCGGUUUGGACGCCGAAAACAAGGAAAUCGUAUUGGGAAUUAUCGAUUACAUAAGGACGUUUACGUGGGACAAGAAAUUGGAGACGAUGGUGAAGAGGAGCGGCAUUUUGGGCGGGCAAGGGAAAUUGCCGACGAUCAUAUCGCCCGAGGAGUACCGGAAGAGGUUCAUCGAGGCGAUGCACAAGUAUUUUUUGGAAGUACCGGACCAUUGGACCGGCCUGGGCAAAUCCGUGGAAUUCUAA